Alligator mississippiensis (American alligator) is the source of this 5043-nucleotide messenger RNA. RefSeq names its product serine active site containing 1 (gene SERAC1). NCBI's taxonomy places the organism in Eukaryota, Metazoa, Chordata, Crocodylia, Alligatoridae. The record is from RefSeq and is a predicted model, not a curated record. The transcript has 19 exons. Bases 439 to 2409 code for a protein of 656 amino acids.
CGUUGACCUGCCGGAAGUAAGGCUGGAAGGAAGGCCGUGCUCAGGGAUGCUGCUGCGGCUUGCGGGUCAGGCUGAAAUAGGAGGCGAGCCCAGGAGCAGGCAGAAACCUUGCCCUUGAUUAGUGGAGCGUCAAACAGCUGGUAAUCCCUGUGGAGUGAAAAGCAAUGAGCCAUUGGAGCCAAUGGCCCUCAGCUGUUGGAAAAGGAGGAGUACUGGCAUGGUGAUGGAGCUGCAGGCGAAGCGGGGUGCUUUUACACCAAACAGAAAAGUCACUUUACCUGCUAAAUACACGUGCCCCAAUUUUGAGGGGCUGAUUUUUGCAGGAGAAGAGAUGCUGUUGAGCCCCAGCUCAAGUCUGGGAUUGUGCCCGUGGCACAGAUUCAGCAGGAGAACUGGAGAGUGUUUACACCUUGCCGAGCCUGGCUGUCACAUGAAAGCAUGUCAUUGUCUGCUUAUUGUGUAUUGUGCUGUAGAAGAAUAGGAACCUCUGGUCCAACCACCAAAAAUGACCUUCCGUGGAAAGAUCUCAGAAAAAUUGCAAAGUUAACUGGAUCACUUACUCUAGGAGGUUUUGUAUUCAUUACAUAUGAAGUCCUGGCUCUAAAGAAGUUACUGAAAAUCGAUACCCAAGCAGUACAGCAAGAGAAACUGAAAUCCUACAUUUAUGUUCAUAGAGCUUCUCUAGAUCCGAGUGAAUAUCAAGGAAUCACAUACCAGGCAAGAAAAGAACUUCAUAAAGCAGUGAGGAAAGUAUUACAAGCUGAAGCUAAAAUUCUCCGGAGACCUUUUAAUGAACACUUCAGUACAUUUGAUGCAGAAGAGCAUGAAUGUGCCUUAUGGCUGCUCCUGAAGAGAAGUCAAUCAGAGGACAAAAUGGUUAGACUGCAAGCUGUACAAGAUUUGGCAAGGAACAGUCACUGGCAUGAUUAUCAGUAUAGAACAGCUGCCCAAGCCUGUGAUCAGAGGACUGCUAUUGGUUUGGCUCGGUCCCAGGAUAUUGAUCUUCGUUUUUUCUUACCUCCACCUCCCUUACCAAAAGUAAAGGAUGAUUAUGCUAUAGAAGAUGAGCUCCGAUUGUUGCUGGUAUCUUUACCUCAGACUGAUCUUGACCAGUGUGUCCAGUACUUCACAUCUCUGGCUUUACGAGAAAGCAGUCAGACUCUUGCUGCCCAAAGGGGGGGGUUGUGGUGUUUUGGAGGAAAUGGACUUCCUUACUGUGAGACUCUGAGUAAAAUUCCUUCAGAGACUGUCGAACUCUUCUGUUUACAAGCAUUAGUUCAACAUUCAAAGGUUUCUACUCACUGUGAUAAAAUUGAAGCAAAAGGAGGCCUGCAGCUACUCCAGAGGAUAUACCAGCUCCGUAAGGAUUCUGCAAAAAUACAAAGGAACAUAAUUCGUAUAAUUGGAAAUAUGGCUUUGGAUGAACGUCUUCAUUCAUCCAUAGUGCGUGCAGGUUGGGUUUCUGUACUUGCUGAAGUAAUGAAGUCUCCUCAUGUCAUUCAGUUUUCACAUGCAGCCAGAGCUCUGGCUAAUCUGGACAGGGACACAGUGCAAGAAAAGUAUUCAGACGGAGUAUAUGUUUUACAUCCACAGUAUCGUAGCAGCCAGCCCAUUAAAGCAGACAUACUUUUUGUUCAUGGUCUUAUGGGAGCAGCAUUUAAAACCUGGAGACAGCAAGACAUAGACCCAUCAUUGGAUGAAAAGGCUUCUGAAGGAGAAGAGGAUUAUAGUGAAUGCUGGCCAAAGACAUGGCUGGCUUCAGACUGCCCUGCCCUAAGAAUUGUGUCUGUGGAGUAUGACACCCAUGUGAGUGACUGGAAAGCAAAAUGCCCUGUUGAGGCACACAGGAAAUCUAUUGCUUAUAGAAGCAAUGAGCUUAUCAAAAAGCUUAGAGCUGCUGGUAUUGGAGAAAGACCUUUGGUAUGGGUGUCCCAUAGCAUGGGGGGUCUUCUAGUAAAAAAGAUGCUGGUAGAUGCUUCCAAGAACCCAGAAAUGGAUAAAAUUGUAAACAAUACCCGAGGCAUCAUAUUUUAUAGCGUACCUCAUCAUGGCUCUCGACUGGCUGAAUACUCAAUAAAUGCUAGAUAUCUUCUCUUUCCUUCUGCAGAGGUUAAGGAACUCAGUAAAGACUCUCCUGCCCUUAAAGAACUGAAUGAUGACUUUCUCUCAUUUGCCAAGGAUAAAAAGUUUCCGGUGUUGAGUUUUGCAGAAACUUUACCUACACACAUAGGGAGCAUGAUAAAACUGCAUGUGGUACCAGUGGAAUCAGCAAAUUUAGGUAUAGGAGAUCUAAUUCCAGUGGCUGUCAAUCAUCUAAACAUUUGUAAGCCAAAGAAGAAGGAUGCUUUCCUGUACCAGCGGACUUUAAAGUUCAUUCAGGAUGCACUUGCAAGGGAACUUGGAAGCUAAUUCUCUCCUAUGUGUGCGCAUGUAGCAAAAUCCUUUCUAUGAAACUUCUGAGAAGCUGAGAAUUGCAAGACAUUAUAUUAUUAAUAAAAUAUGAUCUCAGUGUGGCUUUCAGCAUAUCUGCAUAGGUCUGCACUACUUAUGGCUGAAAUUUAUUCAAAAUAAAUGUGCACCAAUCCACAGUCCUGUAAGUCCGGCAUUAAAAGGUGAGAAUCAGCUUUGAUUCAUUUUGCUUAUCAACAUGUCUCUAUAUAAUUUUACAUAAUUGUUUGGCCAGCAGAGGAUGGAGAUACAUCCUUCACAGCUCACAAAAUCAUGUUGCACAGAAAUAGCUAUAAAAUACUUGAAACUUCCUCUUCCACUGUAUCUUCCCAGCUGGAGAGGUUAUGAGGGUCCUGGCUCUUUUGACUGAAAUAACUAUACUUCCUGGAUAAAAAUCUUGUACAGAGGAUCAAAAACAGUUAACCCAGAAGAUGAUUUCUGGGUUGGCAAACAAGCAGCUAUCUUGAAGUACACAUCUUCUGUUCAUGGUUAGGUAUUUAAACAAAAUUUAGAGGGAAUAUCCCUGAUUGCUUGAUUCAGAAUAUUUUUUAAACUUUCUUUUUAAAUAAAUCCCACUUAUCAAAUAACAGAUUUAACAUUUAAAGCUGCAUCCAAUCGCCUAAAUUAUGUAAAUUAUACGUAAUUAUAUGUAAAGACAGAUAUUUAUUUUCCCUCAACUGUGCUCCCUUAAGUCAAUGUCCACAGGAGCCUUGUGUUCUUCAAGAUAGUAUUUUGAUUGAUAACCAGUUACAGUUUGGUUGUUCUACUUGCCUUUUUGUUUCAUGGACUGAGAAGUGUUAGCAAGUCCAGUACUUUGUUUCCUGGCUGAGGAGGAGAUAUCAUCACCUAAUCUGAUCUCUGGCAUGGUAUCCUGUGGAAAGGAGACAAUGGCAGUUUAAUCUAGUUUUGUUUAAAAAAAAAAAAGUCUUGUACAGUUCUAUUUUAAUCGUAUCUGCUCUUGAACUUCUAGAUAAUAGAAAAAUUGACCUAACGUGAGACUGUUUGUUUUAUUUCAGCUUAGUUUGUGUUGGCUAGGUCAAGGGGAGGGCUUUUGCUCUUUCAAAUGGAAGAUCUAGGAUAGGCGAUGCACAUGUUAACUUCUGGCUGCUUAAUUUAGGGACACUGAGAAAGCAGUGUACUUAAUCCCUGGAGGCAUUGGCUCAGAUGUUCAGUAGGGAGCUUUUUAGCUGAUUUAAAGAAUAGUGCUGGAAAAGCUCUAUUGGAGCAAGACAUUUAUGCAGUCCUUGAGAAGAUGGUAGCUAUGACAGGAGACUGUGGAAGAGGGAGAGCAUAUCAAUAAGGCAGGAAAAAAUAAGAACAUUCCCAGAGCUCUUAUCAGAAACACUGAGGACUUCAAAGCAAAAUAUUUUGCACUUAUGGAGGCCUGUGUGAAGUUAUUUACUUCAUGUAGAAAACCAGCAGCAUUGUCUUGUAUAAAUUGUGUGGACUGUUUUUGCCCUGAGUGUUUUGGAUCAAUGUCAUAAUGACACAGUUAAUGUCACUGAUGAGAAAUAAAUGUAAUUUAGAACAAGACUGCCAGUAUUCAGCCACCUAUCUUCAAGCCGUAAAAGAAUCCAAACAAAAUUAAGAGCAGCCUGGCUACGGCCUUGAUUUAACAAAGCCGUAUUGAAGUUUGCAGCCGCAGAUCUUCCGCUAACCCUUCUGAUCUUCAGCCUCUCCCAAACCAAGUAGGCUCUCUCUCCAGUAGGCUGGAGGCUUCUAGGCAGCCCUUUGCUAAUGGAAUCCUUGGCUGAUGUUGGUAGGGGGACCACCAGAGACUGUUUAGGGAAUCACUUAAUAUCUCUCUUUUGUGGGACGAAUCUGCCAGAUCAUACAGUUGUGUGGUAAAAAGCCACAAAAUCAAAACAAGUUGAAAUGUACCUCAGAAGUCUCAUGGGAGCUUAGCAUAAAAAUGGUGUCUGCUGAAAACACCUUUGACAUUCCCAUAUUAGAACAUCCUGAUCUAGGAGGACACAGAGCUGGGAAGAGCAGUUUCUGAAGCUUAGCCUCAGCCAGCCAGACUUGCACUGUCAGAUUCAGGAUCCAGAGAAGCACAGAAGGCCUGGCACCAUUUUUGACCUAAAGCCCCAUGUGUUUUCAGGGGCAUCAUUUCAGACUGAAACAGGCCCAAAACAAUGUUUAAAGAAACAUAUUCUGCUGAUGCUGUCUCUUAAACUUCAGAAUGUAAAUACAGUAGAGUCCUUAUUUGUUAAGAACAGACCUGAGCCAUAUGGAAUUAGUUUGUAUACCCAGGGUUUGGACAGACUUGAGAACUGAACAUCAUAAAACAUGUGGAGUGUGACAUUACCCAUUUUUGAGAAGUAAACUUUUAGCUAAGAGGGAUUCGGAUCAAUGAAAUUCUGUGGUAAUGCUUUGUACAGUAAAUCCUUUUGUAUUGGCUAUUGUAACUGGAAUUCUUGAAGAACUCUCAUUUUUCUAUAACUGCUGAAUGAAUAAAUAUGUAACCUUUUAACUUAAUAAUAGGCUUGAGUUAUUCAGUAAUGUUGUAUUUGGGAGAUGGUAAUGACAUUUUUUUUAAAGAAAGUAAUUUACUAUAUAUAUAGUGAAAAUAUAUAUUAAAUAAAUUGCAAGUGA